GCCCACACGGUUUCCCAUCAGAGCACAGCCUUCCGUCACAUGGUUCACUGUUGGUUUUUCACCCAGGACAAACAAAACCGGACGCUGAGGAGGAUAACACCGAGCUUCACCUACAGCGGAGACAGAAACGGUGGCAGAACAAGCCUUUUUUUUUUUUUUUUUUUUAAAGGGGAAUGACUUUUGCCGUUUUUCUAUCAUUCUGUAGCACUAUCAUGUAAAACUCCGCCAUAUUCCGCCCACCACGCCCGGAGCUCAGCCACCAGGGGUAAAAGACUCGCUACUUCAGUCUUCUUAAGUUGUUGCACAAAGUUAAUUUCCUCUUCUCAAGAGAGGAUAAAGGUGAAGUGCUAUCCAGGAGUUAUGAUUCUGAGCUCCGUGGGAGCUUGCUGCCUCAGCCCGGAGGCCAAAGAGGCUCGCAGGAUCAACGAUGAGAUUGAGAGGCAGCUCCGCCGGGACAAGAAGGACGCCCGCCGGGAAUUCAAGCUCCUACUGCUCGGAACUGGUGAAAGUGGGAAGAGCACUUUCAUUAAGCAGAUGAGGAUCAUCCAUGGCCGCGGAUACUCUGAGGAGGACAAGAGAGGCUUCACAAGGCUGGUCUACCAGAACAUCUUCACCGCCAUGCAGGCCAUGAUCCAGGCCAUGAACACAUUACAGAUCCCCUACAAGUAUGAAUGCAACAAGGCCAGCGCCGGUAUUGUAAGUGGGGUUGAUGUGGAGAAAGUAACAACAUUAACAAACCCAUAUGCGGAUGCCAUCAAGAGCCUGUGGAGUGAUCCAGGGAUUCAGGAAUGUUACAAUCGGAAGAGGGAAUACCAGCUCUCGGACUCAACCAAAUACUAUCUGAAUGACUUGGAUCGAAUCGCAGAUACGGCUUAUCUGCCAACCCAGCAGGAUGUCUUGAGGGUCAGGGUGCCCACAACAGGUAUUAUAGAAUACCCCUUUGACCUGGAGAAUGUGGUGUUCAGGAUGGUGGAUGUGGGUGGCCAGCGAUCAGAGAGGAGGAAGUGGAUUCACUGUUUUGAGAACGUAACCUCCAUCAUGUUCCUGGUGGCGCUCAGCGAGUAUGAUCAGGUCCUUGUUGAGUCUGCCAAUGAGAAUCGAAUGGAGGAAAGCAUGGCCUUAUUCCGGACGAUCAUCACCUACAAGUGGUUCAAAGACUCCUCAGUCAUCUUGUUCCUCAACAAGAUCGAUUUACUGGAGGAGAAAAUCAUGUAUUCACAUUUGGUCGACUACUUCCCUGAAUAUGAUGGUCCCCAGCGGGAUGUCAAAGCAGGAAAAGAAUUCAUCUUAGACAUGUUUGUGAGUCUCAAUCCAAACGAAAAAAAAAUCAUCUACUCCCACUUCACCUGUGCCACAGACACAGACAACAUUCGAUUUGUCUUCCGCGCGGUGAAGGACCACAUCUUGCAUGAGAACCUGGAAGUCUACAACUUAGUUUAAAAUGGUGGGCUCUGCGUCAUAAUUCAAUCAGCUUUGUACAGCUGGCAGUCAGGAGAGCUCUGCAGUGAUUCGGUUUGCCUCACACUGCUUCUGAACACUAUAAUCCAAAACAGGAAAUUGAGAAGCUAUAGCGCUUGUCGCCAAAUGACUGUACUACUGAUGUAUUUCAAAUUUUCCUGUUAGGCUCUUUGAAAAUGGAUGUCUCCAGCUAUAAUGAAGUGUGUCCCGACAAUUAAAGUGCCUCUUUAGUGAGGGGUCUAUUAUAGUAUGCACUCUGAAAUUUAUGGAGCUCUUUGUGAACGUUGUUGAGCAGAAACAGUAUAAAUGCACAUUGAUGGAUUGAGAGGGAAAAAAGUAUUUCAGUGGCCUCAAAAGCCUUUGAGGACUAGUAAUGUACUAGGUCUGUCCUUCAGGGAAUCUGUGGAAGUGGAUGUAGACUAACUGCAAUGCAGGACCUCACAUCACUAACCCAAGUUGGUCAGAGUUUUUUUUUUUUUCUAAGUUAAGAACUGUUUGGAAUACUCUAAAUGCUUAGUUUGUGUGGUGACUUAAUGGCAAACGAGUCAAAAUUAACACUAAUGACAAUUAUUUUAUUACAGAUAUUGAUUUGCACACUUCCUUUUUGUAGCAUUAGUUGUGUCGAUCGUCUGUAUGUGUGUACCUCACUUAGUUGGGCAUGAUCAUUCCCACAUUGUUUCGAAUUUCACUUGACUUUGUACACUUUGCAUUUGUCUGUGAGGGCAUUGUUCAGUGUUAAACCACUUCUUUGUGAGCACAGCAUUAGUAAAAUUUCUUGUAAUUUAACAUAUUUCAAAGAGACAUUCGCAUUCCUGUUUUUUUAAAGUCUCAUAUCAAAACUGUAGAAUAAAGUGUUCACUUGGUUCAGGGACUAUUUGGAGUUUUAAGUAGUUUUCUUGCCUUAAAAUAAUUUGCUAAAAUGCCUUUAGAUCUUGCCCUGUUGUUUAUCUCAAUGUGUUGUGUAAAUAUCGUAUGGUACAGUAUUUUCCUAGUUUUUUUUUCACCUUUGUUUGCUUCAAGGUCAGUGUUGAAAUGCUAACUGCUGAGGAGAUAACUGUUAUGUUAAAUAACCUCUGAGGCAUUAAACUACAGCAUUCUUGAUAUUAAUUCAUAUGCUGUUCAAGGUAUCAAAUGCAUGAAUAAAAAGCUUAUGAGAGCAUAUCCACAGCACUAAUGUUUACACGACCCUUUCCUUCAUGUUAAAAAUAAUUACAGUCUAAUUUGUACUGUUUAAUUUAUGGUUUUGUUUCUCUGUCACUGCGAUAUCUUAAAGCAGUCAUAGUGUUUUUUUAAUCUGAUUGUAUAAAUAAACAGUUUGCUGCUCA
Messenger RNA from Seriola dumerili (greater amberjack), 2783 nucleotides. RefSeq names its product guanine nucleotide-binding protein G(q) subunit alpha-like. Lineage: Eukaryota; Metazoa; Chordata; Actinopteri; Carangiformes; Carangidae. Gene Ontology annotation, molecular function: GTPase activity; G-protein beta/gamma-subunit complex binding; G protein-coupled receptor binding. The record is from RefSeq and is a predicted model, not a curated record. The transcript has 8 exons. The coding region runs from base 361 to 1440 and encodes 359 amino acids. Gene Ontology annotation, cellular component: heterotrimeric G-protein complex. Gene Ontology annotation, biological process: adenylate cyclase-modulating G protein-coupled receptor signaling pathway; phospholipase C-activating dopamine receptor signaling pathway; action potential.